AUGGAUACCCAUAUGCUUUAUUGCAAGGAAGUAAUAAAAGAAGCUGCCAUUCUGAAGAAACACAACCUUUUUGAGGACAACGUAAACCUGCCUUAUGAAAGUGUGUCCAGUUUAACUGACUUGAAGACCCCUUCAGGAUCAGCACAAGCCAGUCCUGCUAAGCAACUGUCCACCACUUUAACAGAAACAUCAGAUACUGAAACUCAAAGUAAUGAACUGCUUGUUGUGUCAGAAAAAAUGAUCCAGGAGAAGUCUCAUGAUGCUGCAAAGCCAUCAGACAAUGAAGAAGCAGUUUAUGUCAAUGUGUCUAGCAAUCCUGCAAUUAGUAGAGAAAAGGUGAUCAUUACAGACAUCACUGACAAACCGGCAUCUCAUCCUUUUACUCCUAACGAAGAAAAGGAUGUGGAGGCAGUGAUAACUUCCCAGAAUGAAAAUGCGGUGGAGACAGAGUUUGGAGGAAACACUGAAAAAGAAAAUAAGGUACAAGAAGAGGAGAGAAGUCUUACAGUCCCUGGUACUGUGAAUGAGAUCAGAAGCUUGCUGAUGGUGACAAUUGAAUUACCAGCAGUUGCUCCAUCUGACAACAAAAAGGAAAUGGCAAAUGAAUAUGAAAUUUCGAAGUGGCAGGAACAUGGUGAAGAGAGUGAUGAAAACAGCAAAACUAAUGCAGAAAUUGGUAAAACAGACCAGGUAGUGAAUAAAGAAGUAGAACAUUCUGAGCUCAAGGUGGAGCAGCCACCUCCUUCCAGUUUUGGUACAGGCGAUAUGAAUUUAAUGAUCUUUUCAGAGGCAGGCAACCAUGUGACUCAAGCAGAAUGUUUGGAGGUCUCUGAAAAACUGGAUGUGUCUCAAGAGUCAGAGGCAGAAAUGGAGACUAACCAAAGUGUCUGGUAUACUGGUCUGGAAAGCUGCAAAAGUCUUCAUGACAAAUUGCAACCAGAGGCACACACCGAAAGCAUAGUUGGAGACAGAAGAUCUGAUCUGGAGGAAGCAGGUGAAGAUCACAUUCAUGCUGUCCCACUGGAAACAGAGGCUGAGAGCUUUCCUGGGUAUUCUGCUGAAAGUCCUGAUGCAACACAAGUACCCAUUCUAAGUAUUGAAAACUUAAGAAUAGAAACAACUGAUGAUUUUCAGGUUUCGCUAGUGCUAGAGGAAGAUGAGCUUAGCAUGGCAGAGGUUACAGUGGAUAUUAAAUCUGAAAGCUUUACUGUUACUGCAAGUGAUGAGUGUCAGCCAGCAGGUGCACCUUCUCUAUGUGCUGAAAUCACAAGCUCAGUAGGAAGUGAAACUGUCACACAAGAAAACAGUGAGGAGAGUUGUACAGAGCAGCACUCUGAAGAGUAAAAAGUGUUCUUCAGAAAUAUACAGCUCAAUCCUGCAGCCUUACUCUCUCCACCAGUUCUCUUGAAGUCAGGAAUAUUCACAUGAGUAAAGACUGCAGGAAUGGGCCUAAUUGCAGCGUUGCCAACUCUUGCAGUUUUAGCACAAGUUUUGCAGUACUUGGAGGGUUUUAUUACAGGCCCAGUUGCUGGAAUCAGGUUAUUACCUGCAAAUUUCAGCUUUUAUUUAAAAAAAAAAAAAGUUGAUUUCUAGUCCUUGCGGAGAAAAGCUUGAAAGCGUGACUCCCUAAAUGCUUGAACACCUCAAGGCAAAUAAAAAGAACCAAAAAUUUAUUUUUAAAUCUCACAGAUUUUAAGAUAACUUCAUGUUUUUUGGGGGGCCAACUCAUGUUUUUUGAAUGGUUGGGACUGGCAAUAUUACAACAGCUCUUAGCUGAAAUUAGUCAAUCAAAAUGCUAUUAAAUGAAUUCAUUUAGGAUCUGCAUU
Chelonoidis abingdonii (Abingdon island giant tortoise) is the source of this 1826-nucleotide messenger RNA. Its product is annotated as protein Niban 1-like. NCBI's taxonomy places the organism in Eukaryota, Metazoa, Chordata, Testudines, Testudinidae. The record is from RefSeq and is a predicted model, not a curated record.